AUGUCAUUGGCCACUAGUGAGACCGAGCUCAAAGACAAGCCAGCCAAGCUCACAGCCAAGUCGCGGUCAAGAAUCGACCAUGGAACGAUAAGAAUUAGGAACCUCCGAAACAUUGCGGAUCUUGUCUCCGACAACAACAGCUUUGCCGCACUAACGUACCCCAGCGGCCCUUGA
Molecule: messenger RNA, 174 nt
Organism: Parastagonospora nodorum SN15
Lineage: Eukaryota; Fungi; Ascomycota; Dothideomycetes; Pleosporales; Phaeosphaeriaceae
Exons: 4
Coding region: 1-174 (57 amino acids)
Source: RefSeq, a predicted model, not a curated record